Messenger RNA from Talaromyces stipitatus ATCC 10500, 1501 nucleotides. RefSeq names its product C2H2 finger domain protein (Gli3), putative. The transcript has 2 exons. The record is from RefSeq and is a predicted model, not a curated record. Gene Ontology annotation, molecular function: DNA-binding transcription factor activity, RNA polymerase II-specific; RNA polymerase II cis-regulatory region sequence-specific DNA binding. Gene Ontology annotation, cellular component: nucleus. The coding region runs from base 96 to 1190 and encodes 364 amino acids. NCBI's taxonomy places the organism in Eukaryota, Fungi, Ascomycota, Eurotiomycetes, Eurotiales, Trichocomaceae. Gene Ontology annotation, biological process: regulation of transcription by RNA polymerase II.
CACGGCGCGCUACAAUUACCUCGUUAAAGCAAAACUACUGGAUAACUUUGAGCGAGGAUCUUUGAAAUAAGUUCAACGUUCUAUUUAUCAUCACUAUGGCCGAUUCGCCCGGCUCUCCCCUCUCAUCCAUCGCGUCCGAUGAAUUGACCGAGGACACCAAGCUGGACAAAGAUGGCCACUCACCCUCAGUUUCAAGCAUGCCACCAUCUAAACGUCGCCGCACAGGUGUUGCAUCCUGGGACCAUCAUACGCCUAUAUCCUCCGUCCAAGGUGAUAUCUUGCCUACCUCACCCUCGAGUCCGAUCUCAUCGGAUACCGAUGGCGAAAUACCAAACUCCCCUUCGCUCCUCGCAUUGAUCGGUGGUGGUCAGGACGACGACUAUAGUGGUCAAGGAGGUGACCAAGUCUCGAUAUGUCGCUGGGAUGGUUGUGAGGCCGGCGAUCUUGGAAAUAUGGAUAAUCUGGUCAAUCAUAUCCAUGAUGACCACAUCGGUACUCGACAGAAGAAGUACUCCUGCGAAUGGAUAGAUUGCAGUCGCAAAGGACAAACACAUGCCAGCGGAUAUGCGCUGCGCGCACACAUGCGAAGUCAUACGAGAGAAAAACCGUUCUACUGCGCACUUCCAGAAUGCGACCGGAGCUUUACUCGCUCCGAUGCCCUUGCGAAACAUAUGCGCACAGUUCACGAGACAGAAGCACUCCGGCCCUCAGAUCCCGUUCCCAAAAGUCAACUCCUCAACAAUCAGCAAAACACAGCGACUCCAAUCAACAAAGUCCAACGUAUCAAGUUGAAACUCAAUUUCGGUCCUAGGGAAGACACGCCGUCCUCGACGAACGGCGAAGGAGGUACUACCGGGAACGUCGACGGCCAGGAAGCUGAAUUGGUACCCGUGCCCGAGUUCACACCGGACCUGGGAUUUGAUGCACAUGAGCUUGCUCUACCUCCUAGUCAACUUUAUAGACUCCUCCGCCGCCAGGUACACUGGGCCGAGAUUGAAACCUCCAAACUCAAGCAACAGUGGCAGGAAUUAGAGCCAAAACGGAAAGAAGCAUUUUUCGAAAAGGAGGCUGCUCUCACUGAAGUCAUUGAUGCGGAGGGACGCUUAUCCAAAAUCGUAUAUGACGCACAGCGCGAGGCAGAUAAGGAGAGUGGGAAUGCCCAGAACGGUGCUGAGGAGGUCGUUGCUUGAUAUAUCAGCAAUGCACUAUUUCCCUUGCUAUAACCAUUUUUGAUGUACACCAAUGUUUCAUGGGCCGGAGUCUAUUUUCUGUUCUUUUGAUUGAAUUUGUCCUCUUUUUGCAUGGCGUCUGUGUUCUGGGUGGAAUAUAAUAUCUUUUUCUUGUAAUGUUUUAAAAAUAUUUGAGGCCUCAGGAUACACAUCAGUACCUUGAUUGCGAGUUUUACUUCCUAUUCUUGACAUUCUUAAUCUGAGCCUCUAAGUAGGUAGCUUCAUUAUCUAUCAAAGUUAGGUGACUUAUAAUACGAAGAACAUGCACAUAU